Messenger RNA from Artibeus jamaicensis (Jamaican fruit-eating bat), 675 nucleotides. It is a transcript of the gene NPPB, whose product is annotated as natriuretic peptide B. The coding region runs from base 52 to 603 and encodes 183 amino acids. Gene Ontology annotation, molecular function: hormone activity; hormone receptor binding. Lineage: Eukaryota; Metazoa; Chordata; Mammalia; Chiroptera; Phyllostomidae. Gene Ontology annotation, cellular component: nucleus; cytoplasm; extracellular region. The transcript is spliced from 4 exons. The record is from RefSeq and is a predicted model, not a curated record. Gene Ontology annotation, biological process: cGMP biosynthetic process; neuropeptide signaling pathway; receptor guanylyl cyclase signaling pathway.
CUGGAACACAGCAACUGAAGGGCAGCAACCUCGGCCCACCUCUCCGGCAACAUGGACCCACAGACGGGGCUGUCCAGGGCACUCUGGCUGCUUCUGUUCCUUCACCUGUCACUGCUAAAAGGUUGUCCCACAUUGGACCUGUCUCAAGAUGACAACAGAAGUGAAAAGGAGCCACUGGCCUGUAUUCCGGAGCCACGGAGGGCCCUGGAGCCCCUGCAGCACAGUUCUGAAGGACACAGUUCUGAAGAAGCCUGGAAGACCAAGGAGGCAGCUUCUGCUGGUGGCCUUGGGCCUGGUGACAACAUCCUCCCCACCCCAAGGGAACCACAAAGCCCCAAGAAGAUGCCCGACUCCAGCUGCUUCGGGGGGAGGAGGAUGGAUCGGAUCGAGUUCAGUGGCUUGGGCUGCAAGACUGCAAAGACCGAGGCCCAGAUCCCCAAGGCAGCUGCAGUCCUGCUUGCAGAGGAGGAAACUGGGCCACAGUGUGAUGGAGGACACGCCAAUGAUCCAGACCAGCAGAGGACGAGCGUGGGGACUGAGGAGCCAAUUAUAGGAAGUCCCAGCGAUGGACCGAUUUCCUGUCAACUGCCUGGUCCCCUUUGAAGCGCCUCCUAUUUAUUUACUAUAUUUUUAAUUGGAUUGCUCUAUAUAAGCCAGUUCUUACCUUUGAGCACA